ACCGACGAGGCAAAGGAUCAUCGGUGACACAUCCAGUCACGCUUCAGCCAGUUUUCCCACCGGCAAUACCUGCACGCGGUGUUGGCAACAUACUUCCGGUUGACUGACUACGAAGCCACAAACCAACCAGAAAACCCCACACUUUGGAGUUCUGGAUCAUCUCACUGUUCAUCUCUGGCAACGUCCAAUCAUUGACCCGAAGUCGCCAGAUGCAAAGGAGUUGUAGGUUACUCGCAGAAUCUCUUGCCGCAAGGCCCUCCCUGGAUCUUCGCAGGGCAAGCGCGACCUUAUACCCGCCAAUACCCCUUUACCGCAGAUUACUGCGAGCACAUAGGAAUCUUCCUCGAGAGAUGCGUGCUCUCGGGGACGGAUAUGUCAAGGCAGAAUUUCGACUCCACAGGGAAGUUACUAAUCCAGUACACGUAAUGGGCUUCCUCACACAGUGGAAGAGAUACCUGGACGAGCUACCACGGGACCCAAGCGCGAAGAAUUUCAAGAAGCUCGAUUCCACAAUCUUCGAGAAAAUGUCUCCGGAGCAAUUGAGUCAGUUGUACGAAUUGAUGCACGCGACAAGAGGCGUUUGGAAACCAGUAUCAAGUGAGAACGGGGUCGAGGAUUCUAGGUCGUAGCUUUGGUGUUAUAUUGGCCAAUAUUAUACACAUGCUAUGCUAGUAGCGAGUUCCAAAGGCCGAUCGGGAGGAAGAAACUCUCAUGGUGAUCUCGUGGUCACU
Pisolithus orientalis is the source of this 731-nucleotide messenger RNA. RefSeq names its product ACN9-domain-containing protein. The transcript is spliced from 4 exons. The coding region runs from base 210 to 629 and encodes 139 amino acids. Lineage: Eukaryota; Fungi; Basidiomycota; Agaricomycetes; Boletales; Pisolithaceae. The record is from RefSeq and is a predicted model, not a curated record. Gene Ontology annotation, cellular component: mitochondrial intermembrane space; mitochondrion. Gene Ontology annotation, biological process: succinate metabolic process; mitochondrial respiratory chain complex II assembly.